AUGAAAAGAAAAUAAAAUUUAACUUUUGAAUAAAAAAGAGAAAAAAUGUUAAAUAUUUUCCAUUAAAAAGAAUAGGCAAACAAAAAAAAUAGUAUUCACAUAAAAAUAACAAAAAAAAACAUAGUAUUAUAAGCCGUAAAAGAUGUGUUAGUAUCUCUAAUGUCCGAUGGACUUGUAGAUUCAGAUAAAAUAGGCUCUUCAAAUUUUUAUUGGUCUUUACCUUCAUAAACUUAUGUGGUUUUAUAAUAAAGAUUAAAAGAAAUUGAAUAAAAAACAAAAGAAAGUAUUUAAAAAAAAGAAGAACUUGAGAAUUAAUUCGAAGAAGCAAUAAAAGGAAAAGGGGUUUCGGAAGAAAGAAAUGAAAGGCUUUAAAAAUUAAAAGAAAUUUAAGAAAAUUAUAAAAAAAAACUCGAAAAAUUAGAAAAAUAUUAAAGAUUUGAUCCCGAGAGAAUUAAUUAAUUAAAAAAGGAUGUAAAUUUAAUUAAAUAAAAAGCUAAUUUAUGGACAGACAAUAUUUUUGCAGUAAAAUAAUAUGUUUAAAAGUAAUUUAACAUAAGCGAAUAAGAAAUAGAAUAAUUUUUAAAUAUACCUGCAGAUAUAGAUAAUAUAUGA
Ichthyophthirius multifiliis is the source of this 612-nucleotide messenger RNA. RefSeq lists its product as hypothetical. The record is from RefSeq and is a predicted model, not a curated record. Gene Ontology annotation, molecular function: double-stranded DNA binding. Gene Ontology annotation, biological process: reciprocal meiotic recombination. NCBI's taxonomy places the organism in Eukaryota, Ciliophora, Oligohymenophorea, Hymenostomatida. The transcript has 4 exons.